AUGGGAGCCAUUGAUGUUAUAGUAGCUCUAUUGCUCAUUUCUGAUGUCAUCGUCGGAGGUUUUGCGGUCGCUGGCCCAAAAGUCAUCAUCGUCGGAGCCGGCAUGUCUGGGAUCUCUGCUGCGAAGACGCUAUCAGAUGCCGGCGUAAAGGAUAUAUUGAUCCUCGAGGCCACGGACCGCAUCGGUGGCCGUAUGCGCAAGGCUAGCUUCACAGGGUUGAACGUGGAGGUGGGAGCCAAUUGGGUACAAGGAGUGAGUGGCCUCGAGAUGAACCCCAUUUGGGAAAUGGCCAAUAAGCUCCACAUGAGAAAAUUCAUCUCAGACUUUCGCAACAUCUCCUCCAACACCUACAAAGAGAAUGGUGGGCUUUACCCAAGGUCCAAAGUCGACAAGGUUAUCGAGGAGGCAGACAAGGUCAAGAGCUUUGGGGAGAAGCUCUCCAAAUCCUUACCUCCCAGCGGUCAUGAGGACAUCUCCAUUUUGGCAUCUCAACGCUUGAAGGACCAGGUUCCCUCUACUGCGUUGGAAAUGCUAAUGGACUACUUCAACUGCGAUUACGAGUUCGCGGAGCCACCACGGGUGACGAGUCUACAGAAUACUAUUCCUUUGCCCACCUUUGCCAACUUCGGUAAGGAAGCCUACUUUGUGGCAGACCAACGAGGGUUUGAGAGUUUGGUGUAUGACUUGGCCGGCCAGUUCCUAAGGACGACCAAGAACAGCUCCAUUGUCGAUCCUCGUCUCCUCCUAGGAAAGGUAGUGAGAGAUAUAAGACACUCUACGAGUGGUGUAACUGUUACCACCGAGGAUGGAUCAUUUUACAAUGCAGAUUAUGUAAUCGUUUCAGUCAGUAUUGGUGUUCUUCAGAGCAAGCUCAUCAAGUUUAAGCCAGACCUGCCCCAAUGGAAGAACCUCGCGAUAUGCCAGUUCGGUAUGUCUGUGUUUACCAAGAUCUUUCUCAAGUUCCCUCAUAAGUUUUGGCCCGAUGGAGAAGGGACGGAACACUUUCUGUAUGCCAGUGAAAGGAGAGGAUACUAUCCAGUGUGGCAGCAUUUCGAGAAGCAAUACCCAGGAGCCAAUGUUCUAUUGGUCACAGUAACAGAUGAGGAAUCAAGGAGGAUAGAGCAGCAGCCAGACUCCCGAACAAAGGCAGAAGCCAUGGAGAUCUUAAGGAACAUGUUCGGCAAACACAUUCCUGAGGCCACAGAUAUCCUCGUUCCCAGAUGGUGGUCUGAUAGGUUCUUCAAGGGAUCCUUCUCCAACUGGCCACUUGGUGUCAACCGAUACGAGUAUGAUCAGAUCAGGGCACCAAUUGGAAGGGUUUAUUUCACUGGUGAGCACACAAGCCAGCAUUAUAAUGGUUACGUCCAUGGUGCAUAUCUUGCAGGGAUUGAUUGUGCCAAUAUGAUGAUCAAGUGUGUCAAGUACAAGACCUGCGAGUACAAAAUCAAGCCCAAGGAUUCACUACAACAAAACAUAUUCCUAUAUUUGCUCCUCACCUGUAUGUCCCUGUUGUUUGUAACUGUAGUAACAUAUAGCCCUAAGGUUAAAAACCUUGGAAAUAAGUCACAUCGUGAAAAGAAAUAA
Musa acuminata AAA Group (dessert banana) is the source of this 1584-nucleotide messenger RNA. Its product is annotated as polyamine oxidase 1-like. The transcript is spliced from 9 exons. The record is from RefSeq and is a predicted model, not a curated record. Gene Ontology annotation, molecular function: oxidoreductase activity. NCBI's taxonomy places the organism in Eukaryota, Viridiplantae, Streptophyta, Magnoliopsida, Zingiberales, Musaceae. Bases 1 to 1584 code for a protein of 527 amino acids.